UAGGACUAGCAGUAAGCACGGGAGCCGUCCGUGCUCCGAACUGUAAAGCAGAUCGACUCGGAAAACGUGAGAAUCAAUAAAUCAAAUCCACAAGCGGGGGCGGUUCAGACAGGCUGAGGCGCGCAACAACAUGGGAUACGAUCCACCUUUGUCUUUGUAUAAAAAGUAGAGCGCGACUGCAGCUCUGACAUCUUUGCAAUGCUUGUUCGACAGCAGACGGCUGGGAAAAGCAUCUGUGAUAGCCUUCCAGAGCGAUAUGGGAUUGCGGCGCGACAUUCCUCUGAAAUAGCAACGCCAAUACUAGUACUUUACUGAAGAACAAAUGGCUGAUACAGUGCUAUCCGUUAUGACAUCUACAAGUGCCUCACCCAGCGAGUGCUUACCAGCAGUGCUGUCAUCGGCCAUGGCAAUACCUACUAGUACCUACCUACCUUUAUUGAGGAAUAAGCACUCUAUACCAUUCAUGGGGCUUUGCGGCAGUUUGACUGCCUACAAUGCGGUACUAGCCUGCAUCUACACUGAGCUCUUCUGUGCUUGCUGGAAGAAACACGCAGUCAGUCAGGUACCGCCUAUUGCUGCGCCUUGAAAAGACCUCACGAUGCAAUUAUCACGGAUAUUUCCACUGCAUCAGAUAGUGCAUAUAUAUAGGUACUUAUUCGAGCAGCGGU
Messenger RNA from Trichoderma asperellum CBS 433.97, 668 nucleotides. Lineage: Eukaryota; Fungi; Ascomycota; Sordariomycetes; Hypocreales; Hypocreaceae. The record is from RefSeq and is a predicted model, not a curated record.